Molecule: messenger RNA, 2338 nt
Organism: Heteronotia binoei (common prickly gecko)
Lineage: Eukaryota; Metazoa; Chordata; Lepidosauria; Squamata; Gekkonidae
Gene: SLC37A2
Product: solute carrier family 37 member 2
Exons: 18
Coding region: 85-1596 (503 amino acids)
Biological process (GO): glucose-6-phosphate transport; phosphate ion transmembrane transport
Cellular component (GO): endoplasmic reticulum membrane
Molecular function (GO): glucose 6-phosphate:phosphate antiporter activity
Source: RefSeq, a predicted model, not a curated record
GCUUGCCCGGUCCCCCCUCCCGCUUUCCUGCGCCGCGAUCAGCCUCGGCUCGGCGCCGCUCCUGCCCAAGGCCGGCCUGGCACCAUGAGAUCCAUCCCUGCUCCCGGGAUCCGCUUCAUUCGCUCUUUCCCCAGGGACAGCUGGUAUCGAGGACUAAUUCUCCUACUGACAUUCCUGUGCUAUACCAGCUACCAUCUCUCACGGAAACCGAUCAGCAUUGUAAAGAGUCAACUGCAUUAUAACUGCUCCUUGAAAGGAGCCAAUCCACACAAUGAUUCAAACAGUACCACAUGGUGUGACUGGAAGCCUUUUGAUCAGGACAACUAUAAGGAACUCUUUGGAGCCCUGGAUAAUGCCUUCCUGGUUGCCUAUGCUAUUGGAAUGUAUAUCAGUGGGAUUUUCGGCGAACGCCUCCCCUUGCGCUACUAUCUCUCUGGAGGGAUGCUGCUGAGUGGAUUAUUCACUGCCUUAUUUGGACUGGGAUACUACUGGCAAAUCCAUUACCUUUGGUACUUUGUGAUCAUACAGGUCUGCAAUGGUCUGGUGCAAACAACCGGCUGGCCAUCCGUUGUGACAUGUGUUGGAAACUGGUUUGGAAAAGGGAAACGGGGCUUGAUCAUGGGCAUCUGGAAUUCGCACACAUCCGUAGGAAAUAUCUUGGGGUCCUUGAUCGCAGGCGCUUGGGUUUCACAGGCCUGGGGCUUGUCAUUCAUCGUUCCUGGGAUCAUCAUUGCCACUAUGGGAGUCAUCUGCUUCUUGUUCCUCAUUGAAUAUCCAGAAGAUGUUGAGUGCAGCCCUCCCCUUCACCAUGCCAGUUCAGAGGAGAAAGGCCUUGAGGCAGAACAUUCCAUUGGCGACGGGAGCCUGAACGUAUCCAGCAAUAGCAGAGAUAACAUCAUUGUUGCGGUAGAAAAUACAAAAGAAUCAACAGAGGGACCAGAAGCCAUCAGUUUCUUUGGCGCUCUCCGGAUACCUGGAGUGGUGGAGUUCUCCUUUUGCCUUCUGUUUGCGAAGCUGGUUAGCUACACUUUCCUCUACUGGCUGCCCCUUUACAUCGUGAACGUUGCUCAUUUCAGCGCUAAGAAGGCUGGAGACAUGUCCACUCUUUUUGAUGCUGGCGGCAUCAUUGGUGGCAUCCUUGCAGGUCUUAUCUCUGACUACACUGGCGGCAGGGCCACCACGUGCUGUGUGAUGCUCAUUUUAGCAGCACCCAUGUUAUUUCUGUACAACUACAUUGGCCAAAAUGGACUCGCUACAUCAAUAGUGAUGCUAAUUAUCUGUGGAGGCCUGGUCAAUGGGCCUUAUGCUCUCAUUACAACAGCAGUGUCAGCUGACUUGGGCACCCAUGAAUGUCUCCAAGGAAAUGCAAAGGCCCUCUCCACUGUUGCAGCUAUCAUCGAUGGGACAGGAUCUGUAGGUGCUGCUCUUGGACCCCUGCUGGCAGGGCUGAUCUCUCAAUCAGGCUGGGACAACGUCUUCUACAUGCUGAUUACGGCUGACAUACUGGCUUGUCUGCUCCUUUCCCGUGUGGUAUACAAAGAAAUACGAGGAUGGUGUGGUUGCUACACAAGAAAGAGAGGCUUUAAGGAAUUUUGACACCACUCCUGAAGCCAGAGGAGCCUGAAGACACAACAGGGGCGAGCUUUGCAGGGAGGGUCAAGUCCUGUUGGCCCUCCUAACUCCAUGGCAGGAGAAAUGAACAAAGCUGAAACGGAGCGGAUGCCAGAAACAAAGAGGACUCUCUUGGAAACACCAGCCGAGCCUGUCACCAGCUGCACUUAUUUUUAAAGGGAUGGAAGGGAGCAUAACUCAGGGUGCGAUCACACAAGAGAUUUGGCCUGACCUAGCCACACCUCCCAUUCACAUUUAAUGUGUGCCAUCACAUGCACGCAUCUGCCCCCUGGGUCCUGCCCAUACCUACCUUGUCUUAGGGCAGGCUGGGACCAGAUUAAAUAGUCACUGGGAACUUCCCUGUAGCAAACCUCUAAAAUGUACAUUUGAAUGGCCAGGCACACAAUGCACCCCCGCAUGUGCAUGAGCAGUCUAAAUGCUCCUCUUGCACGUGUGUGGCCUGUGCCUCUUCUGGCAGCAGGGCGGGGCCUGUGUGAAUGCCGUGACACAGAUCAAAGAGAACUGAUUUUUUUCAGAGCCGGGAUACUGUCGUGCCAAGUCUCUUGUGUGAUCACACCCAUAGUGUCUACACAAUCAGAAGCAGAAAGGAACAGAUGUUUGGGGGAUUCAUGCUGCAUCUUGAGGCCUCUGUUUUGUAGCAACUGCAGGUUGCACUUCUUUUUGUUAUUUUUAUAUUAUUAUUAAAAUUGGUGUUGAGCCAGUGGAA